UGGUGAACAUCUGGCGACCUCUGAUGACCCCAUGGUGACCUCCGGCGAUAGUCUAGCGGCCCCAGGGGACUGUCUGAGCGAUGUGUUCAUCAGCGUCAAGACGUCGGGCCAGUUCCACGUCACCCGUCUGCCUCCCAUCCUGGACACGUGGUUCAGCCGCGUCCCCACUCAGACGUGGUUUUUCACGGAUCAGGAAGAUCCGGAGCUGCGGCAAAGAACGGGAGGUCAGGUGAUCAACACCAACUGUCCGUCGUCACACGACCGAGACGCUCUCUGUUGCAAGAUGGCCGCCGAGUACGACGCCUUCAUGGCGUCCGGCAAAAAAUGGUUCUGCCACUUCGACGACGACAACUACGUCAACACGGACCAGCUGGCGCGCCUGCUGGGCGAAUACGACGCCCGCCACGACUGGUACCUGGGUAGAAACUCGGUCCACGUGCUGCUGCAGAUCAUGGACGACGACCGGCGAAGGGAGCGGAUCUCAUUCUGGUUCGGCACCGGCGGCGCAGGCUUCUGCUGGAGUCGCGCCCUGGCGUUGAAAAUGUCGCCGUUCGCCGGCGGAGGCCACUUCAUGCGCGUCGCCGAGAGGAAUCGUCUCCCCGAUGACGUCACUGUUGGGUACAUCGUAGAACACCUGCUGAAGGUGCCGCUGACUGUGGUGGACCUAUUUCACUCCCACCCUGAGGAGAUGAACUUCAUUCGCAGCGAGGAACUGGGCGAACAGGUAUGGAUACCUGGACGGAUGCUGAGCGAUCCGAUCUUCAAGAAUGAACUUCUGCAUCUUGCCUAG
Messenger RNA from Pollicipes pollicipes, 790 nucleotides. Its product is annotated as fringe glycosyltransferase. Gene Ontology annotation, molecular function: glycosyltransferase activity. The record is from RefSeq and is a predicted model, not a curated record. The coding region runs from base 32 to 790 and encodes 252 amino acids. NCBI's taxonomy places the organism in Eukaryota, Metazoa, Arthropoda, Thecostraca, Pollicipedomorpha, Pollicipedidae. The transcript has 8 exons. Gene Ontology annotation, cellular component: membrane.